Messenger RNA from Helicoverpa zea (corn earworm), 646 nucleotides. RefSeq lists its product as uncharacterized. The coding region runs from base 1 to 432 and encodes 143 amino acids. The record is from RefSeq and is a predicted model, not a curated record. The transcript is spliced from 4 exons. NCBI's taxonomy places the organism in Eukaryota, Metazoa, Arthropoda, Insecta, Lepidoptera, Noctuidae. Gene Ontology annotation, molecular function: odorant binding.
AUGUGUAGAGUCGAGUUAGCUGUCGUGUUCUUAUUUGUUGGUUUGGUUCACGGUCAUAAUAAGACUCACACAAAGAAUGACAUAGUCCAGAUGAAGAAAAGAUUUCAGAUGGAGUGCAUUGAAGAAACGAGGGUAGACCAAGACAUUGUUUCUGCAGUUAGACGAGGGUACUGGACUGUACCCAAAGCCCAACUACCGCUGCUGAAGGAAUGGGCCUUGUGCGCCAUGAUAAAAACUGGACUCAUGACAAAACAAGGGGUCUACAAGAUUGACGUGGCUCUGCAGAAGGUGCCCAGACCUCAAAGAUACGAUGCUGAGAAGCUUAUAGACAAAUGUCUAAGCACAAAAGCGAUUCCUGCACCAGAUAUUGCUUACGAAUUCGUAAAAUGCUUCCAAAGAACAAAUGCAAACUACACGGUAUCUAUUUUCUAAUAAAACUUAAGAAAGCGCCAUCUAGUGGUGGCAGUUUUCACUACAUCUGUGUUUUGAAAACAGUGACAUCUAGCGAACUUUAAUGGAACUUAAUGGCGCCAUCCAACAGUUAUUUAGCAAGUACGUCAUGUGAGUUUACAGUCACAGUUUACUUAUAGUAACAAUAGUUCUUAGCUUGUGGUGUAGAUGGCGUUAUAUUUAGUUAUGCUUAUAA